Molecule: messenger RNA, 3278 nt
Organism: Eupeodes corollae
Lineage: Eukaryota; Metazoa; Arthropoda; Insecta; Diptera; Syrphidae
Gene: mbt
Product: serine/threonine-protein kinase PAK mbt
Exons: 4
Coding region: 531-2642 (703 amino acids)
Biological process (GO): regulation of MAPK cascade; protein phosphorylation; intracellular signal transduction
Cellular component (GO): cytoplasm
Molecular function (GO): protein serine/threonine kinase activity; ATP binding
Source: RefSeq, a predicted model, not a curated record
AGUAGUUUCUUCAAAAAACAGCAACAACGCUGUGUAAUUUUUAUAAAAUAACAAACAUUUUUUAGUUAUUUCUGUUUUUGUAAAUAUGAAUAAAGACUGUUUAUGUUAUACUUCUUUAUAAUUCCUUAAAUUUGAAGAGAAAUUUGUAGUUUUAUUGUGUUUUAUUUUUGUUAUCUAAAUAUAGGCAGAAUACACCUAACGUGAAUUUGUGAAUUAUUUGCGUACGCCUUGGUUAAAUAAAUGUUUACAGUGAAUAUCUAGCAACAUCAUAACAAAACGAGGGCAAAAGGUUUUACAAAAAUCGAUUUGCCUUUUGUAUUUUUUGUAAAUAAGAAUAAAAAUAAUUCAUAACACCGCGGAACAGAAAGCAUUAAAGCAACACAUGAAUGACCUGAAAAAUCAUCGGAAUUUAUAGCCUGUUGAAUAAUUGCGUAGCUUGUAGCUACAUAGCAUAGCUAAGAAAAAGGGCUUCCUUUAGUUUGGUUUAACUAGAAACCAAUUACGUGAAUAGAAAUAAUUAUUAAGUGAAAAUGUUUUCGAAAAGAAAAAAGAAACCACAAAUUUCAAUGCCCAGUAACUUUGAACAUCGAGUGCAUACGGGUUUUGACAAAUUGGAGGGACGCUACGUCGGAUUGCCAUUACAAUGGGCGUCUUUGGUCGGCAAUAAUCAAAUACUCAAGUCAACAAAUCGGCCACUCCCGCUUGUGGAUCCCUCGGAAAUUACUCCGACAGAGAUUUUAGAUUUAAAAACGAUUGUUCGACCUCAGAACAACAAUAAAGUGGAUAGCGUAUCUUUGAACAGUACGGGUGGAGGAACAUUGACUCUUAAGCAAGACGCAGGACCAGGAGCGCCAAACUCGAACGGAGGACUGAUUCUUCCGAAGACUUCACACGUUGCCAGAUCGAAUUCGUUGAGGAGUUCAAGUCCGCCACGGGUAAGACGUGACUUACGAGGCAACGCGAAUGUUCCUCCGGCAGUACCAGAAGAGCCGUCCCCAGGUCCGAUUUUGCCCCACCAGCAGCUGCAACAACAGCAGCAGCAGCAACAACAACAGCACCAACAACAACAACAACAGCACCAACAACAACACCAGCAACAACAACAACACCAACAGCACCAACAGCAGCAUCAUCCACAGCAACAACAAAUGCUCUACCCAGGUAUUCGGAAAGAUGUGGGGACUAACGUUGCUCAUCUGAAACCACCGAUGCAAGCCCCACAAAUUGGGCCACCUGUUCUGCAACACCAAGAAAUUAUUGAUCCACACAAUUCAAUGUAUGCUUCUAAAAUUCCAUCCAAUGGCAAUGGUCCUCUGUCCGUGCAUACGGAUCUGAACCUACCACUGCAAUACCGACAGACACCACCGCAAGCUAAUUCCCCAGCUGGAUCCAUAGGCAGCUCAGCGUCGCGUCCGUCCCUGCAACACCAAUAUUUGUUACAGCAACAACAGCAGUCAAAUCAAAAUAAUAACUUCCCGGCACAUAAUAUGCCACCACCGUCCACCCUAAUUCAACCACAACGUCCACAACCUCCAAUGAGAUCGCCACCUACAGUGGACAAUUCAUUUUCGCAAUCCAUUCCAACAAACGGUCUUCAGAUGACAGAUCACAGCCCUAAUUCACAACAUGUAAACAAUCCUUCGAUUGUUGGAAGCAUAAAAACCAAUUCCCGUGCGUCUAGUUCUAGUGGGGGAAAUAGUUCUCUUGCUCCGGGAAGCAUCGGAACAUCCGCAGCUAAUCCAAAGCAAGAACAAAGGUUAACACACGAACAGUUUCGGGCAGCUUUACAAAUGGUUGUAUCGGCUGGAGACCCACGAGAGAACCUCGACAAUUUUAUGAAAAUAGGCGAAGGCUCAACGGGAACAGUUUGCAUUGCAACGGACAAAGCCACAGGACGACAAGUUGCUGUUAAAAAAAUGGAUUUGCGCAAACAGCAACGAAGGGAACUUCUUUUUAACGAAGUAGUCAUCAUGCGUGACUACCAUCAUCCCAACAUAGUCGAAACCUAUUCCAGUUUUCUAGUAAACGAUGAAUUGUGGGUGGUGAUGGAAUAUUUAGAGGGCGGUGCACUCACCGACAUCGUUACACAUUCCCGUAUGGACGAAGAACAGAUUGCUACUGUUUGCAAGCAAUGCCUCAAAGCACUAGCAUACCUUCAUUCCCAAGGUGUCAUUCAUCGAGAUAUCAAAUCAGAUUCGAUACUCCUUGCUGUUGAUGGUCGGGUUAAACUUUCUGAUUUUGGAUUUUGCGCUCAAGUAUCCCAAGAAUUACCCAAACGCAAAUCACUCGUUGGAACUCCAUAUUGGAUGUCACCAGAAGUUAUUUCUCGUCUUCCUUAUGGGCCAGAGGUGGAUAUCUGGUCACUUGGCAUAAUGGUUAUCGAAAUGGUUGAUGGCGAACCACCAUUCUUUAAUGAACCGCCUCUGCAAGCAAUGCGACGCAUUCGUGACAUGCAGCCUCCGAAUCUUAAGAAUGCUCAUAAAGUAUCACCGCGUUUGCAGUCGUUUUUGGACCGCAUGCUAGUUCGGGAUCCAGCUCAAAGGGCAACAGCUACCGAAUUACUAGCUCAUCCUUUCCUUCGUCAAGCUGGCCCUCCAUCACUUUUGGUACCACUUAUGCGAAACUCAAGGCAACAUAACUAAUACAGGACAAUUUCGAUUAUUGUUUUAAUAAUCGAAAACUAACGGAAUUAAGAAUGCAUAGAUAUACACCAUUUUGUUUGAUAGAAUUCGUUAAAGACAUUAAAUACUUAAAUAUACAUUAUACACACAUAUAUAUAUAUAUAAACAAAACUUACAUGAUAUAUAUACAAUUAUUUAUCUACAUUAAACAAUAUUGACACAUGAGAAUAAGUUAAAUGAAAUUUUUUAAAUUAAGUACUUACCUUAAUCGUGCCUUAAAUAUUAAACAAAAAAAAAAUUAAACAUCGAGCUUCAAUAGGUCAUUAAAAAACAUUGCAUUUUUCAAAAUUAAGUUAUUAAAGUUGAAAACUUUUAAAUUGUAUUUAAAUCGAAAGUUGAGGAAUUAAAUGCCAUAGAGCCACAUUGAAAUUGAACUACUAAACCUUAAAAGAAAGAAAAGUUAACCUAUUUUUUUAACAAAAUAAAUUGUUGAUAUAGAUUAUUGUGUAUAAAAAUAUUAAUUCGGUAUAAAUGUUGCGAAAAAUAUUAUGUUAUAUUAUUGUUCCCUAAAAAUUUUAUUGGGAAAAAUAUUAUUUUAUCUUAACAGCGAUUAUAAUAGUUCAAAAAAUAAAAUUGGUUUAAGAAUGAUAAUACAAA